AUGGCAACUAAAACUGUCUUGCUUACUGGUGCUUCAGGCUUCAUUGCCUUGCACACAUUGGACCAAUUACUAAAGAGAAACUACACCGUCAUUGGUACUGUUAGAUCCCAAGAUAAAGCUGAUAAUAUCACAACUCAAUUCAAAAAGGAUUAUCCAAAUGCUCAAUUAACCUUUGCCAUUGUGGAAGAUAUUGGUGCACCAGGCGCUUUUAACAAAGUUUUCCAAGAUCAUCCUGAAAUUGAAGGGGUUUUACAUACAGCUUCACCAGUUUCUUUUGGCUUAAAUGAGGAUUUGAAAGACACAUACUUCACACCAGCUACUGAAGGUACUAGAAACGUUCUGGAAGCUAUCCAGACCUAUGGUAAAAGUGUUAAAAAUGUUGUUGUCACAUCCUCGCUUGCUGCUGUGAUCAAUGGUAACAAGAUUGGUGAUAAAACUUUCAUUCAUACUGAAGAAACAUGGAAUCCAAUCACUUGGGAGGAUGUUAAUACUGGACUUGAGGCUUACGUUGCUUCUAAAACAUUAGCUGAAAAGCUGGCAAGAAAAUUUGCUGAUGAAAAGAAACCAUCGUGGACAUUAACCACUAUCAACCCACCAUUCGUUUUAGGACCUCAAAAGCUUGAAUUUUCAUUGACAAAUAAAACUUUGAAUACAUCUGCGGAAAUUGUCAAUGAGCUAUUAUAUUCAGAUCCAAACGACACUCACUUCUUUGAUGCUCCACUUGGUACUUUUAUUGACGUUCGUGAUGCUGCCUUAGUCCAUGUCUUACCAUUAGAGAACGAGAAUUUAUCUGGAAAAAGAUUAAUUCCAAUUCAAGAUGUGUAUAAUGGUCAGAAACUCUUAAAUAUCAUCAACAAAACUUUUCCAGAAUUAGAGGGUAAGAUUGCUAAAGGAUCACCCGAAAAUGCUGAUAGACAUGCUGAAGAGAGUAACAUCUAUUAUGAUACUUCAAAGACUUUGGAAUGGACUGGUAUUAAAUCUUGGAUCACUUUGGAAGAAUCUGUUAAGGAUUCUGUUAGGCAAAUUUUGGAUUAUAGAUCCAAACACUGA
Molecule: messenger RNA, 1050 nt
Organism: Hansenula ciferrii
Lineage: Eukaryota; Fungi; Ascomycota; Saccharomycetes; Phaffomycetales; Wickerhamomycetaceae
Product: SDR family oxidoreductase
Exons: 1
Coding region: 1-1050 (349 amino acids)
Molecular function (GO): oxidoreductase activity, acting on the CH-OH group of donors, NAD or NADP as acceptor
Source: RefSeq, a predicted model, not a curated record